CGUCAUGUCUGAGGACUCGAGCGCCCUGCCCUGGUCCAUCAACCGGGACGAUUACGAGCUGCAGGAGGUGAUCGGGAGUGGAGCAACUGCUGUGGUCCAAGCCGCUUAUUGUGCCCCUAAAAAGGAGAAAGUGGCAAUCAAACGGAUAAACCUUGAGAAGUGUCAGACUAGCAUGGAUGAACUCCUGAAAGAGAUUCAAGCCAUGAGUCAAUGCCACCAUCCUAAUAUUGUAUCUUACUAUACAUCUUUUGUGGUCAAAGAUGAGUUAUGGCUGGUCAUGAAGCUGCUAAGCGGAGGUUCUGUUCUAGAUAUUAUUAAGUAUAUUGUGGCAAAGGGAGAACACAAAAAUGGAGUACUAGAUGAACCUACCAUUGCUACAAUACUCCGAGAAGUAUUAGAAGGCCUGGAAUACCUGCAUAAAAAUGGGCAGAUCCAUAGAGAUGUAAAAGCUGGAAAUAUUCUUCUUGGAGAAGAUGGCUCAGUACAGAUUGCAGACUUUGGGGUUAGUGCUUUUUUAGCAACUGGUGGAGAUAUUACCCGAAAUAAAGUGAGGAAGACCUUUGUUGGCACCCCUUGCUGGAUGGCACCUGAGGUUAUGGAACAGGUCCGAGGUUAUGAUUUCAAAGCUGAUAUUUGGAGUUUUGGAAUCACAGCAAUUGAACUGGCCACAGGGGCAGCUCCUUAUCACAAGUAUCCACCAAUGAAGGUUUUAAUGCUGACACUACAGAAUGAUCCUCCUUCUUUGGAAACUGGUGUUCAAGAUAAAGAAAUGCUUAAAAAAUAUGGAAAAUCAUUUAGAAAAAUGAUUUCAUUGUGCCUUCAGAAGGAUCCAGAAAAAAGACCAACAGCAGCAGAACUGUUAAGGCACAAAUUUUUCCAGAAAGCAAAGAAUAAAGAAUUUCUUCAAGAAAAAAUAUUGCAGAAAGCACCUACCAUUUCUGAAAGAGCUAAAAAGGUGCGGAGAGUACCAGGUUCCAGUGGCCGACUUCACAAGACAGAGGACGGAGGCUGGGAGUGGAGUGAUGAUGAAUUUGAUGAAGAAAGUGAGGAAGGGAAAGCUGCAAUUUCACAACUCAGAUCUCCUCGGGUGAAAGAAUCAUUAACAAAUUCUGAGCUCUUUUCAGCAGCUGAUCCCAUGGGCACUUUGCUCCAGGUUCCAGAACAGAUUUCUGCUCAUCUACCUCGGCCAGCUGGGCAGAUGCCUACACAGCCAACUCAAGUUUCACUUCUGCCCCCUGCAGAGCCAGCAAAGACAGCUCAGGCUUUGUCUUCGGGAGCAGGUUCACAAGAAACCAAGGUCCCUAUCAGUCUAGUACUAAGAUUAAGGAAUUCCAAAAAAGAACUAAAUGAUAUUCGAUUUGAAUUUACUCCUGGGAGAGACACAGCGGAGGGUGUCUCUCAGGAACUAAUUUCUGCUGGCCUGGUCGAUGGAAGAGAUUUAGUAAUCGUGGCUGCUAAUUUGCAGAAAAUUGUGGAAGAACCUCAGUCAAAUCGAUCUGUCACUUUCAAACUGGCUUCUGGUGUUGAAAGCUCGGAUAUUCCCGAUGAUGGAAAACUAAUAGGAUUUGCCCAGCUCAGCAUCAGCUAAACCCCAGCCGUGCAAGAAGUGGCCUGAGGAGAUUCUGCACAGCACAUCUCUGUUGCUUCUGUUGGCCUAAACUCACUACUGCCAAAGAACCCAGCAACAAACCUCCCGUCUAGGAGCUUUAGAGUUCUUUAUGUUUUUCCUGCCAUCCUUCUCCCUUUUCCCCACAGGGAAAGAAAAGUUGGGUCACCAGUGACCAGCAUCCCCUUAAAGAGUUCCGUUAGUAAAUGUGCUGCACACAUCCCCUGUCUUCCUCUGUCUCAGAAGUGGCCCACAUGCCUCACGGCCAGGAGGGAGAUCUCUCAGCUUGUUCUUGCCUUACUCCAGUGAUGGCCCAGGUGGAAA
Messenger RNA from Fukomys damarensis (Damara mole-rat), 1930 nucleotides. RefSeq names its product oxidative stress responsive kinase 1 (gene Oxsr1). Gene Ontology annotation, biological process: protein phosphorylation. The record is from RefSeq and is a predicted model, not a curated record. The coding region runs from base 5 to 1588 and encodes 527 amino acids. The transcript is spliced from 18 exons. Lineage: Eukaryota; Metazoa; Chordata; Mammalia; Rodentia; Bathyergidae. Gene Ontology annotation, molecular function: protein serine/threonine kinase activity; ATP binding.